Molecule: messenger RNA, 643 nt
Organism: Amphibalanus amphitrite
Lineage: Eukaryota; Metazoa; Arthropoda; Thecostraca; Balanomorpha; Balanidae
Exons: 3
Coding region: 16-501 (161 amino acids)
Source: RefSeq, a predicted model, not a curated record
AAUCGUGUCACUCAAAUGCCGCGCAAUAAUUCGCGCGGAGGCCGCUGCUACACGAUUCUGGGAGCCGGCAGACAGGUUCCGAACACAAGGACUUUCCGCCACGGCUUACCGGCUGAAUAUAAAAACAACCCCGAGCAGCGACUGUCAUCACUCAGUGCAAGAGCAAACCGUUGUGUAGACGCUCCCAGCGUAACGAUUUCCGCCAUGAAGACCGCCGUCGUUCUCGCCUGCCUGCUGGUGGCCGUCGCUGCCAAGCCCCAAUUUGGAAUCCCAUUUGGCAGUGCCACUGGAGGAGCCAACUCUGGUUCCUUCCAGGGACAGUCGAGUGGUCUCUUUGGAAAUAGCCAGGUCCAGAACAGCUUUGCCAAUGCUGGGGGUUCUGCUUUCGGUGGCGGUGCCUCGCUGAACAGCGCUAGCAGCAACGUCGGACAGAGUAUCGGACUGUUCGGAAAUCAGCAGUUCGCCAGCAACCAGGCCACCAGCAAUCAGUUCGGACGUUGAUUCGUGAUGUCUAAACUGAGCUGUGACUUGUGUUUUCCAUAUGGGUACCUUUGUGAUAAUGUUAUGGUUGGGUAACUGUGUGAUGUUUUGUUUCGACGUGUAAUAAUGAACUGAUAAACGAAAAAUAAACAAAAGAUAAAGA